Messenger RNA from Aspergillus aculeatus ATCC 16872, 1110 nucleotides. RefSeq lists its product as uncharacterized. The transcript is spliced from 2 exons. Bases 1 to 1110 code for a protein of 369 amino acids. NCBI's taxonomy places the organism in Eukaryota, Fungi, Ascomycota, Eurotiomycetes, Eurotiales, Aspergillaceae. The record is from RefSeq and is a predicted model, not a curated record.
AUGCAAUGGACUCUUGAUGAGCGAGAGAUCCGAGGAUGGACUGAUGGCGAUGCAUUUCGUGAGCUGUACCUAUUCUGGAAGGAUGCAAUCGCCGAAUCCUUCGGCCUGGAUGGUGGAUUCAUUCAAACCCACCGGGAGACAGCCGACUCGAUCUUCGUGACCGCAACUGCUCGAGAGGUUUCCGGGUAUCUGGGAUUUAUCGAGUUCUCCAAAAAGACUGGGCGCGUCUCGCUGGUCGCCGCGGAUGCUCAUUUGCUCUCAACCAAUACAGCUGAAGCCAAAGUCAAAGCCCGUGCUCCCGAUGUGACGAACGAGGACCUCUUCACCUUCCGGAACCCGCGGCUGAAGCUGGCUGCUCUGUACCUGAACAGAGACGGGCAUCAGGUGUCGAUCAUCGCCUGGGGUCGCUUUUGGCUUUUCCCGCCGCAACAGGCGGAUUCGCCGCUCCUGUGUGAAACCGGAUACAGGGAUCAGGACACCCUGGUCGGGAGCCAGCGGGAGCAAGAGGCCAAGCCCCUGUUAGUGAUGCAAGCUCGUGAGUCGAAGGAUGUUGCCAUUUUUCUGGAUCGGGACACGAACUAUGUCACCAGGCUCACUUUCGCACUAUGGAUGGGCAUGGCCUUUGAUAUCCGAGGCGUGACAGACUCGUGGAACACCAUCACGACUGACUACGGAGACAUUCUGUUCUACCCGAGGUACGCGAACAAGCUGUUCCUCGAGGGAGUACGUUUGCCGGAGACUACGCUGGGGAAAGGAGUGUUCCAAUAUGGCUACAAUUUCCGCCGUGCUCCGGUCUCCGCGAGCAGAAGAAGCCUCAUCGACUCACAGGCAGAGGCUCAGCAGCUCUGUAAUAUCUGGAAUGUUGCCAUCGAGCAACAGCACGACGACGCGUUGCGCCGGUACGCGCACCUGCAUCUGGACAAACCCCAAGCUCUGGAACUCCGAGGGGCCAACGACCACCUGACUGAGUCUACCGUCAAGGCGGUCUGGACAUAUCUGCGUCGCAUGGAUGGUGGUAACAGGUUUUAUGGCAACAACUUUUACUAUGCCGGUCUCUCACCCAAUGUAAGCCACAUCCAACGACCGACUCUCAUCUGGCUGGCCUGUUAG